Molecule: messenger RNA, 1452 nt
Organism: Didymodactylos carnosus
Lineage: Eukaryota; Metazoa; Rotifera; Eurotatoria; Philodinida; Philodinidae
Source: the annotation of a GenBank genome assembly
AUGUUUUUAUGCGUUCGCUCAUUUUCCCCUUCUAUCCGUUUAUUUGUUCCUGUUAAAUAUGUCGAAGUAAUCGGAAUUAGUGUCUCAAAGCGACGAAAUUCAGUUUCAAUAAGUCGGCGAAAAUACCACAGUUCAAACAUACUAUUAAACGCAAACGAUAAACCAUCCUCAAAUAAUAUCGAUGAGAGAGUGACCGACCGAUCCGCUGCAUCUUUCUCCGCUUGUCCACAACAGCGAGAAAACUUCGAUCGAGCAACAGAUGGUAAAUUAUCUUACAAAACAACUGCUGAACGAUUAUCUAGUGAAACAACAAAUAAUAAUAGCUCAAACGAUGAACCAUCAAAGGGUGAGGAUCGUCAAAUGUUAGAAGUAAAUACAACUGGCGAUGUUGUGACAAGCGAAUUUCGUCGAUCGGAUUUAGGUCAUCGGUUCAGUUUACAUCCUAGAGAUAUAAGAUUUUUAGAUUCUUCAUUACGUAAUUUACCAUCGAUAUUAUCACGUGCAAAAGUUAUUAUUGUCAAUUUGGAAUUAUUUAAAGCGAUCAUUUCAGCUGAUAGUGUUUGUUUGUUUGAUCCGUCUUAUUCUCAUAUCCAAGAAAUUGUAUCAUUAUUAACGAACUCAUUGAAAACCGUCGAUUCAUCGAUGGAAUCUGAACAAAAAUUGCCAUUCGAAUUGGUUGUAUUAGAAAUAGUUCUAAUGACUGUUUGCCGAAAUUUGGAGUCAACAUUCGAACAAUAUAGAAAAUCGUUAUCGCCAUUAUUAGACAAUUCGAUUACAAAUGUUAAUGAAGGAUUAAUGAUGAUGCAUUUAAGAGAGCUUAAGAAUGACUUAAGUUCAUUCGAGAUUGAACUAAGAGAAAUAGGAAAUGCUAUUCGAGAUGUACUUGAAAAUGAUGACGAUAUGUGUGAAAUGUAUUUAACAGAGAAAAAACUGGUACAUACUCGAACAAUAGAUCAGCAUACAGAGGUUGAAGUUCUCUUAGAAACAUAUUUACGUAAAGUUGAUGAAUUAGAAAAUGAAGUUAAAACGGAUCUUAAAUUAAUUAGUGUUAGUGAAGAGCAUAUUCAAAUUCGAUUGGAUACUGUUCGUAAUGCCAUUAUGAAAUUAGAAUUAUUAUUGAGUAUUGGUACAUUAAGUGUGACAACGGGAGCUUUUGGCGCAGGAAUAUUUGGAAUGAAUUUGAGUAAUCAUUUAGAAAAAACUCCUUAUGGAAUGUAUCUAAUUGGCGGCGCAUUUAUUGUUUUAGUCGGUAUUUGCAUUCGUCAAGGGAUUCGAUUAUGUGCCAGACAUAAUAUCGAUUUAUUUCAGGUCUACUCUGUUAAAGAAUCAAACUUAAAACAACUCAAUUCUAAUAAGAAGCAGCGAUUAUCUCCAUUGUCGCACAUCAAUCAUCAAGUGACUGAAAAAAAUGACUCACAUUUGGAUUCAAAGCGAAGAAACGAAGGAAAAUGA